AUGGACUCGGCGGUGCUCUCGCUCACCUGCGCCGGCCUCGGCGCCCCCGAGGAGGACGAAGAAGGCGGCGCCGUCGGCUACGUCAAGGGCGAGCACUGCCUCGAUAACCUGAAGGAUCUGCAGAGGCUGCUGCGGCGGGACGACCCGGAGCGGCGGGAGGUUUUCAAGCAGGUCUGCAAGUGGAAGAUCGCGUCGAGGGAUCUGGUGCCCAUCAUCGAGAACUACCAGGCCGACCGCAACCUGGUGAUCACGGCAGUGAAAGUGCUGGUAUUCCUUACCAUGCCUGUGGACCCUUCAUCAGAGGAUGUUGCACAGCAGAUUGAGUAUCUGUGGGAUUUGAAGGCUGCACUGACGCGCAAUGUUGCAAUCGCGGUCAUUGUGUCUCUUCUUGAGGACCCAUUAGAUCACUUGGAAAGAACUGCAUUCACGGAAGAUGACUGGAAGCUAGUUCAGCUGGUGCUUACUUUGUUCCGGAACCUCUUGGCUGUUCAAGAAAUCACAUUGCCUCAGAAGGCAUCUGGGGAAGCUACCCAGUUACUAUUCCUGGCUGACAGUUUUUUAGAGCUCAUGUUUCAAGAAAACAUGAUGGACCUAAUCUUGGUGCUAACUCAGCAUAUUGAUGAGCCCUCUGGUUAUCUCAAGCACGAAAAUCUUCUUUUAUUGGAGAUCUUUCAUUAUCUCUUCUUAGGCCGGGACCCUGAAUUGAUUGCCAAAGUUCGUACUGAAGGCUCAAAGGAUCAGGUUAAUAGAGAUAUUGAUACAUCAAUUGAUUCGUUGAGAUUGAUGAUGGAGAAGGAAGAUAGGGAAAAAAAGAUGUUCAGGCAACGAAAUGCAGAGCAGCACUCACACAAUGGAAUUUUUACGUUCCUUUCAAUGGAUGGGUCUAAAUCAUUGUGCAAAGGGAAUCCCAGCUCAGCAAUAGCAUCUGCAAAUAGCCUCCGGAAAAUACGAAGUGUCCAAAAAGGCCCUCAGAAAAGGAUAGCAUGGGAUAAUGAACUUCUUUACAUUCCAAAGGAGGGUAUUAUGGAAACGCUAAGAAGUUUCCUGGAUCAAUUUUUAUCUGGAGGAUAUAAUGUCCUGAUGCAGUCUAUUUGUGAUGAUAUCGUGAAGGAACAUCAAUCUAUCGAGAAAUCUGAUAACAUUACAUUCUUCAAAGUUGUUCGAUUUGUCUUAGCUUUUCAACAUGAGAAAGCAUCAAAUGCUCAGAAAUCUAGUGCUGGGCCCCAGAUCUCUGAGACUUCACCAAGCAAUGAAUCUGAAGAUAAUCUACCAUUUCGUGGUGACAUAUGUGGACCUGUUGCAGCCACAUUGAAUGAAGAUAUGUUCAAUAUAGUCAUUUCCAGGUGGCGUGAGACCUAUGAAGACCUGAAGCAAACUAAAGAUUACAAAACACUUUCAGCCGCUGGGUCCUUAAUGAAGAACAUGAUUGGCAUGAUAUACUUGGUGCUAAAAGUUCACCCUGAAGAUUCAAGGGAAUCUCAAACAGCUCGUGUUUUACUGUAUAAGCUGUUCUAUGAUCAGACAGAACAAGGCCUUACUCAAUUUCUCCUGAACUUGUUCAGAUCUUUUGAUACUCAUAAGCAACCAAAAAGUGCUCUUGCGGAUCUGGUAGAAACAAUUCAUAUCAUGCUACAGCUCAUGGAGAAGCUUCAAUCACGUGGUGCUUUAAGGGUUGCGAAGAGGACAAGAAAGGGAAGAAAAAAGAAGACAUCAGGUGACAAAAAUGAGAAUGCCAAACCUGAAACAGAGAACAUGGAAACAGAGAAUCCAACAGGUGGGACUAAAUGUACAUCUGAUUCACUUCCAGAUUUGAGAAGUGAGGAUCCUCUGGCAGAGCUUACUGUCCCGGAGGAGGGAAAAGUUGAUUCCAACGUCACAGAACUACCAGAUACAGCUGUGGAAACGGUGGUAAGUCUGGAGGGCACCACACAGCUUGGGGGUGAUCCAUCUUGUGCAGGUAGUGCUGAAAUGAAAGGAAAUGCCAUUAAUGAAGAGGAAGAUACUUCAGAUUCUUCAGCUGAUGAUUGCCCCCCAGCUACCAGCGAAGCUGAUUUUAAUGUAUCACGGUUAAUAUCCAGCCUUGCCAACAAUUCUGUUGUCCAAAAUAUAUGCUGGUUGUUAAGGCACUAUAAAACUAACUCCUUUCGAACAAAUCACUACAUCAUAUGCAUGCUGCGAAGAUUCUGUGAAGAUCUGGAGCUGUCACCAAUGCUCUAUCAGCUAUCGCUUCUAACUACCUUCUAUGAUAUAUUAGCUGAACAGCAGGCGUCGAGUUCAAAGGAGUAUGCAAACAUUGUAAAUUUUCUAUCUAAAGUUAUAAGGAAGAUGCUGAGGGCAAUGAAAAAACAGCCACUGUUAUUUGUUGAGAUACUCUUCUGGAAAUCACGAAAGGAGUGUCAUCUCAUUGAUGCUGAUGCCCUACUGAAUGAGAUCAAGGGGGAUGUUAACAAUAAUGCUAGUGAAGUCGGUGCAAGUAAGGGAUGGAGAGGUCCAGUAAAUAUAGCAGAUUCUCUUGGCGAUGAUGAAGCUGACAAUGUUAUACCACAAGAACCAUAUGAUGCUGAUAAGGAUGGAGAUUCAUCUUCUGGUGAGCGUGAAGGUGAUAAUCAGAAGAGCAUGGGUGCCACAAAUAGAAGGAACAGGUUACUGUCACUUUCAGGCAGUGACUCUGAGGAUAAUGAUAGGAAUACUGUAUCAAGACGCUCUCAGAAUUCAGGGGUCCCAAAGAGACGAGGGCGUUCCAUUUUUAACGAAGAGCAAGAGAAGCUUAUCAGUGAUCUUUACGAGAAAUAUAAGGAUGACCGUAAAUGCAGCCAUCUAAUUGCUGAAGCUUUAGAUCCCAGUGGAAAGAUAUCUUCGGCUCAAAUUUCUCGAAAGCUUACACAGCUAGGUCUCAGGAAUGCCAAGAAGAGGACAAAAGUUCCAGAGGCACCUCUCUCAGCUGGAGACCUAGCUACACAACCACAAAACCACACACUAGAUGAUCCCAAGCCAGAGAGCACCCGGCGCAGAAGGAAAAGGUUACAUGGGUUAAGCAGUAAUCAUGACAAUGGCGCUAAUCAUCCAAUAUCAUCUGAUGAAGAAACACUGCAAGCACUUAAGAGCAGAACCAAAACUAAGGAGCUGUCCUCGGAGGAUUUUUCGCCGAGUAUAUCACAGCAUCAAGAUGAGGCUUUGCAAGGCACGGAUUCUGAUGAUGAGACCAUAGGUUCUAUGCUUAGUAGAGGAAAGAAGAAAAGGUUAUCUGCGUCAGAUUUUACCGCGAAUGGACAAGAACACCAAGAUUCUUCGAAGAACAUGGCUCCGGUCGUUGAGACUAUUGGUCUAAAUACAAUGGACGUGUCUCUCCAACCGGAGUCAAACUCACUUGAUGAUAACAGUGGUCAUGCUGGCGAGGCUGAACUUUUGGAUGACUUCAGUGAGCCCGAGAUGGAUAAUCGUGAGAAUAGUGAGCAAAGGGUCACCAAUGAGAUGAACAUGACUGAAUCUGGGGACAUGGGAAGCUCCUACGGUAGUCAAAAGGCUGGUUCGAAAAGAAGAAACAGACUUGUAAUUGAUGACGACGAUGAUGAUGAGUAGGUUACCCAGAAGAUGUUGAAUGGAAAGCUGGAUUCAGCAGCUUGGAACAGAUGUUGGGCUACAGCUGCUGGGUGACAUGCUUCUGAGUUCGGAGCAGGGUUCCAGUGAAGAUUAGCA
Messenger RNA from Lolium rigidum, 3696 nucleotides. Its product is annotated as protein timeless homolog. The record is from RefSeq and is a predicted model, not a curated record. NCBI's taxonomy places the organism in Eukaryota, Viridiplantae, Streptophyta, Magnoliopsida, Poales, Poaceae. Bases 1 to 3579 code for a protein of 1192 amino acids. Gene Ontology annotation, biological process: replication fork arrest; DNA replication checkpoint signaling; DNA repair. Gene Ontology annotation, cellular component: replication fork protection complex. Gene Ontology annotation, molecular function: DNA binding. The transcript has 20 exons.